AUGAUAUAGUAGGAACUAAAUCAUAAAAUAUUAAUUUUAUUUCUGUUACAUAUACUUCAUUAUGAGUUUAAUUAAGAGGAGGAAUGCCAUGUAAUUAUUUAAUUACUGCUAGAAAAGAUUAUGGUAAUUUAUAUGCUAAUACUUUUGAUAAUUUACUUAAAUAAAUCAUCCAUUACAACAUUGUUACUUUUGGAAUAUGGUUCUAGUUAAAAAAAAGAUUCUAAAGCUGGUGGAACUGUUAUUCAUAUCACAGGAUGUAAUUUCAUUAAAGGAAAAAUUUUUGUAUUUGUUGGUAUUGCAGUAAAUUGGUUUUAUGAAAGUAUAUUCACAAUUGAAGUCAUUUAUUGUACAGCACCAACAAAAUAUUGA
Messenger RNA from Paramecium primaurelia, 369 nucleotides. The record is from the annotation of a GenBank genome assembly. Lineage: Eukaryota; Ciliophora; Oligohymenophorea; Peniculida; Parameciidae.